ACCAUAAACAGGAAGAAGCAAAACCAAGAACAAAAUUAUCAGGAGAAACAGAAGCCCCGUCGAUCGCGGAGCUCCUUCCUAUGCGCGGCGCGGCGAUGGAAGCGAGGCCGAACCCGCCAUUUCCCUCUCCCGACGCUCCUUCGACCCCACAUCUCGUCCCUUCGCUGCUCCGCCGCCGACCCAUGACGUCCGCGCUCCAAUUUCUCCGUUCUUCUUGAGCCGGCUCGCUCGACGAGGCACCUCCCUUUGCAUCUUUCGAUUCUUGUUCCGUUUUUCCUUCGCCCGCAAUGCCGAGCCCGCAACUGUUCUUGCGAAACGCGCGGAUACUGCCGGAUGAAGAUGGGUCUCGAGGCCCGUCGGAUGGGGACUCGGAUUCGGGCCGGGCUGUCUCGGUCGUCGGGGGGUUGUUUCUUGACCCGGAUCUGCCUUCCUCCUUCGUCCGUUUGAUUUCGUUGCGCAGUAAUUGUAGCGUUCGGGCGUGCCGGCGGGAGACGAGGGCUUGUCGCCGCGGGUUCUUGUCGGUGAGCUUGAGGGGCGGCGAUGGGAUUGUGGAGGAGCCUCGGGUGGCCCUGCCGCAGAAAGAUGGAGGCGAGAGCUCGGGCCCGAAGGAGCGUGAGGCGUCGGAGAGUGUCGUUUCUGCCGAGAGGAAGAGGAGGAAGGUGACGGUGCGAGGGAGAGGCAGAGCUGCCGUGAACACCACUAAGCACUUGUGGGCUGGCGCCAUUGCGGCCAUGGUUUCGAGAACUUUUGUUGCUCCACUUGAGAGACUAAAGCUGGAGUAUAUAGUUCGUGGAGAACAGAAAAAUAUUGUUGAGCUCGUCAGGACAAUUGCAGUUUCACAAGGUUUACAUGGCUUUUGGAAGGGAAAUUUAGUCAACAUUCUCCGGACAGCUCCAUUUAAGGCUAUCAACUUUUAUGCUUAUGAUACCUACAGAAAGCAAUUGCUUAGAUUUUCUGGAAAUGAUGAAACCACAAAUUUUGAGAGGUUUAUUGCUGGUGCUGCAGCUGGCAUCACUGCUACUGUCCUUUGCCUACCACUAGACACUAUUAGAACUAAGCUGGUGGCACGCGGUGGAGAAGCCUUGGGCGGUGUGAGUGGUGCCUUCCGUUACAUGAUUCACAACGAAGGAUUCUUUUCCCUUUACAGGGGCUUGGUACCUUCCAUACUUAGCAUGGCUCCUUCAAGUGCAGUUUUCUAUGGAGUAUAUGAUAUAUUGAAAUCGGCUUAUCUGCAUUCACCGGAGGGGAGACAACGGAUCCAGAAUCUGAGUGAACAGGGGGAGGAGCUGAAUGCUUUGGACCAGCUGGAGUUGGGGCCUAUAAGGACACUGUUUUAUGGUGCUAUAUCCGGUGCCUGUGCCGAAGCAGCUACAUACCCAUUUGAAGUAGUUAGGAGACGGCUCCAGUUGCAAGUGCAGGCAACAAGAUUGAGUGCUGUUGCAACUUGUGCCCAGAUUAUCGAGAACGGAGGAGUUCCAGCUCUUUAUGCUGGACUUAUUCCCAGCUUGUUACAGGUACUUCCCUCCGCUGCGAUUAGUUACUUUGUAUACGAAUUCAUGAAGAUUGUUCUGAAAGUGGAAUGAACAGAAUUAUACACCUUUGGCCGUCCAAUGAACCUGGCAUACGAGCUGUACAAUGAUCGCCAGUAUUAGACUCGCCUGAUGGUGGGAGUUUAUCAGUUGAAUUGACAGAUUGUGUCCUCAAAACACUUAUCUACUGUGGAAAGAGAGAUGGAAAAAAACCCACCUCAAUUCGUCAGCUGCCGCGAAGUUCUUCUCAUGUCUACGCACAAGAGUUGAUUUUGUCUACGAGUUGCAAUAAACCAGUAGAAUGAAACAUUGGGGGGGUUACAAUUGCUAACAGAAAGAAAAAAAGUAACAGGUUUUCCUACCAGAGAGAACUGUACUGGGGAAAAAUUGGGAGGCUUCUAUAUCUCCUUGGAAUGAUUCUUAGGCAGUGUUGUUGCUGUCCUGGGUUAUUUAACAGUUUGCACUGGAGCAUGAAACAGCUUUGUAGUUGAGGUUUUUUCCCGAUUUGCUCUGAUGUUCAAACUUUCAAGACUACCUGAGACGCCGAUUUCGGUUUCAA
Syzygium oleosum is the source of this 2088-nucleotide messenger RNA. RefSeq names its product probable mitochondrial adenine nucleotide transporter BTL3. NCBI's taxonomy places the organism in Eukaryota, Viridiplantae, Streptophyta, Magnoliopsida, Myrtales, Myrtaceae. The record is from RefSeq and is a predicted model, not a curated record. Gene Ontology annotation, biological process: transmembrane transport. The transcript is spliced from 4 exons. Bases 288 to 1583 code for a protein of 431 amino acids.